GUUGAUGCGGCCCACGUGAGUUGGGGGUUUUUAGCUCGAGAUUGGGUUAAGCCCUUAAGCUAGGGAAAAUUGCGUGGUUUCUCUGCCGCUCUACACUGGUUUCUUUCUGUUUCAUUUUCAAUUUCUUGGUAUCUUGUUGCGUCGUAUUCUUUUGCAAUGGAGAAGCAGUUGAAGCCAAAGCAUGAGAUGAUGAAGAAGAAUCAGCAUAAGCGAUUGGGAGGAAUGGGUCUUUCUUUGGAAGCCUUUGCAAAUGCCAAAUCAAAGGACAACCAAUACAAUCCUGCAAUAAUAAAAAAGCAAAGGGAGUUGUACAGGAAUGCAAAACAUGUGAGCAAAUACAAGAAGUUUGUGAAGAAAGAAGGUGAAAAGUAUAAUACUCCGAGAAACAUAAGCAUAUCAGAGGAAGAACUGAAACCGCAAGUCUUUCAGAGAUCUGAGCAGGAUGAAGGUGAACUCAGAAGCAGUAAAGAGAAGAGGAGGAAGAAAAAAGUAUCACAGAGUUUGAUGCAAGAAUAUGAGAAGAAGCGACAAGAAGAAGAGAAGGCGAGAGCAGAGAGAGAAGCUAUUGCAAAAGCCAAGCGAGAAGAUAGAGAGAGGGUAGAAGCUCAGCGGAAGGCACUAAAAGAGAAGAUGCUGAAGAAAACGCGUUCGGGGCAGCCCGUCAUGAAAUACAGACUUGAGCAUCUACUGCAAGGCAUUCAAAACUCCUCUAACUAACCAUAUCAUCAUCGUCUAGGCCUUAUUCUAUGCUCCAACCAGAUUUUGUUUCUUUUCACUUUUUUUUUGACUUUUAGUCAGCACAUAUUAAAGAGCUGACAAAUUUGACAAAUUGAGUGAUAGCAAUGCAAGUAUAAUUUAGAAAGAAAGAGAGAGAGAAGAGGAACCUGUUGAGGACUUGUGCCUUAUUUGGAAGAGUUAGUGUUGAAAUUUUGAAGGUUACGUGUAGUCAUUAGGUCGGUGAAUUAAUUUGAUAUUGUUUGUGUUUUGCUUGAAAAACACUUUUCACC
Amborella trichopoda is the source of this 1007-nucleotide messenger RNA. Its product is annotated as rRNA-processing protein. NCBI's taxonomy places the organism in Eukaryota, Viridiplantae, Streptophyta, Magnoliopsida, Amborellales, Amborellaceae. The record is from RefSeq and is a predicted model, not a curated record. Gene Ontology annotation, cellular component: nucleus.